This is a messenger RNA of Neopelma chrysocephalum (saffron-crested tyrant-manakin), 1739 nucleotides long. RefSeq names its product family with sequence similarity 118 member A (gene SIRAL2). Lineage: Eukaryota; Metazoa; Chordata; Aves; Passeriformes; Pipridae. The record is from RefSeq and is a predicted model, not a curated record. The transcript has 9 exons. Bases 235 to 1527 code for a protein of 430 amino acids.
CCAGGAUCGGCAGGGGCGGCUGUGCUGCCCAGCCUCCUGCUGCCGACCUGGCUGUUCCCGGAGGGAAGCGGCAGGAGGGGUCCGGAGCAUCCCCUUUGCCCGCGGCUGCCUUGGGGUCGGAGCGUUCGGGGCGCUUUUCGGACAUGGAGCUCCCUGGAAACGCUCGUCCCGUUAAACCUUUGGCUCGGAGCUUCAGUCUUCUUGUUUCGUAGAUAGAUCCUUAAAUGAAACUUAAUGCCCGGAGCAGCAAAAAAAAAAAAAAAGGUGAAAUUAGGUGGUGUUUGGAUGUCCCCGCCGUGUGUUCGGAGCGAGGACCCGGCUCCCAUCCCGGCGUUCCCGCAUCACUGCGGCUCCCACAGUGCCACGAGGGAACCUGGUGGCCGAGCAGCUGCCCCCGCCUUGGGGCAGUCCCAGGGGAUGUUCCAGAGCAGUUCCCGGUGCUCCGGGGAGGGCUCAGAGAUGGAUUCACCAGAACGAGCCACAAUUAGAAGUGAGCAGAAAUCCAGAAAAUUCCUGAAGAGCCUGGUGCGGAAGCAGCCGCGGGAGCUGCUGGUGGUGCUGGGCACGGGGGUGAGCGCUGCCGUGGCCCCGGGAAUCCCGGCCCUGUGCUCCUGGAGGAGCUGCAUCGAGGCCGUGCUGGGAGCAGCCGAGCAGCUGGAGGUGCUGCACCCCGGGGACGUGGCGGAAUUCCGCAAGAAGGUGACCAAAGAGAGGGACCUGCUCGUGGUUGCCCACGAUCUCAUCAGGAAGAUGUCACCGCGUACCGGGGACACGAAGCCCAACUUCUUCCAGGAUUGCUUGAUGGAGGUGUUUGAUAAUUUGGAGCAGCACAUCCAGAACCCCGUGGUCCUGCAGUCCAUCCUGAGGCUCAUGGAGAGAGGCACAAUGGUUCUGACCACAAACUAUGAUAAUUUGCUCGAGAUAUUUGGUCAGCAACAGGGCAAACCUAUGGAAUCUUUAGACCUUAAAGAUAAGGAUAAGGUUCUUCAGUGGGCGAGAGGCCACGUAAAAUAUGGAGUUCUUCACAUCCAUGGCUUAUACACAGAUCCCUGUGGAAUGGUGCUUGACCCCUCGGGAUAUAAGGAUGUCACUCAGGAUCCUGAAGUCAUGGAGGUUCUUCAGAACUUGUACCGGACCAAGUCCUUCCUGUUUUUGGGCUGUGGGGAGACUCUGCGGGACCAGAUAUUCCAAGCCCUUUUUCUUUACACAGUAAAGAACAAAGUGGAUUUAGAGCAUUACAUGUUGGUGCUUAAAGAAAACGAAGACCACUUUUUCAAGCUGCAGGCAGACAUGCUGCUGCACGGGAUAAAGGUGGUGUCCUACGGGGACUGCUUCCAGCAAUUCCCAGAGUACGUCCAGGAUCUCGCUGCUCAGAUCUGCAAGCAGAGGAGUCCAGAUGCUGAUCGGGUGGACAGCACAACCCUGCUGGGAACUUCAUGUGUGGACUGUGCUAAAAGGAAGUUGGGAGAAAGUGGCACUGACUCUCCUAAGAGGAUCAAGCAGUCAGAUACACCCACUAGUGAAUGAAAAAACCGCAAACACCCAAAGCCCACCCCAGAAGCUUUUUAACACUGUAAAGGUGUGAUGUGUAUGAAGCUGGAGCCACCAGUCACUCCCCUGGCACGGCCAGACCCUCAGGCUGUACCUGCAGGGUCAGGGACAAGUAGGUGCAACUUCUGUCAAGCUCUUCAGACCAAACUCUGCCCAGCUGCAGCCACAAGAGAGGUAACUUUGGAAUC